GUCCUGGUUGAACUCAGAAAUCCAACGGCCUCUGCCUCCUGAGUGCUGGGAUUAAAGGUGUGCGCCACCAUGCCCUGCUCAGAUAAAGUAUUCUUAAAAGGAAACCAUACCCCAAAGAGAUAAGUUAACCAAUUAUUAUUUCGGGGGAAGAGAAUCUGUGUGCUUCAUCUGUGGAUCACUCUUCCUGUAUUUACAUCAGUGCCUUUAGCCUAGAGCUGAGAUUGGCUGAGCACCUCCAUGGAUCAUGAGGUACAGAGUUUCCUGAGAGAUGCUCAUAGGGUGAAAACAAAAAUCUCUUGUGGAAUAGCAAGUUCAUGCUAUGUUUUAGUUACAGCGUGUCAUGCCAUGAUUGCAGAACUCUUUGAAGUUAAGUACUUCCAUGAUACUGGUACCGUCUCGUAGGUCAGGAAAUGAGGCUGAUAAAGUUGACUUUCUUACUUUUGUGAAAUAGGACUGAAACACCAGCCCUCAAGUCCCAUUCAAAACUCUAGCAUUUUAAAUUAAACUUUGAGUAUAUAAUUGCAUGUAUUUUUUUUUUUUUUUUUUUUUUUUUGAGACAGGGUUUCUCUGUAUAGUCCUGCCUGUUCUGGAACUCACUUUAUAGACCAGGCUGGCCUCGAACUCAAAAAUCUGCCUGCCUCUGCCUCCCGAGUGCUGGGAUCAAGGGCAUGCGCCAUCACGCCCGGCUAAUUGCAUGUAUUCUUAUCUAGAAAAUAAAUUAGGAGUAAUAAUUUCUAGUAAAUUCUAAGGAUUUGCUAAUGGAAUUCUAGACUAAUAUAGAAGUAUUCAUAGACUAGUAAUUAUUUACAAGCAUACGCUGAAUGCUUCCCAUGCCAGGUUUUACUCUACUGUAGUGUAGUCAUCUCAUGAUGGUCAUACAACACACUGCUGUUCUCCACAUUCAAGGUUAAAUAAGUUGUUCAAAAUCUCAUUACCUCUAAGUCAUACAUCUGUACUGUGUUACUCUAUGACAUUCACUCUUAAUCAGUGGGUCAUAGUGCCUAGAGAGAGACUUUUUUUUAAAAGAAAAAAGAAUUAGUAAUUAAGUAUAGCCGUCUUCUUGGUGGGCUUGUAUUUUAUUCUCUGUUAAUUAGGUUGUAGUCUUAUAAUCCCAUCAAAGUCACCAUGAUGUUCAAAUACAAGGUAAUACAGUAAUCUGUGGUUGAUGCUCUUCAGUGACUAUAUAGCCUUAAGCAAUAGCCCAGUUCUAACAGUGGUGUCCCUGCUAGAUGCACAGUUUGAGGGGGAGUGGACUAAAACUGCUACUCAUUUUGGAAGUACGAGUCCCAAAGAUGCUUCCUAAAUAUUACGACAGUGUGUUAUCCAGGUGAUAUCUGCUACAGAUUUAUCAGAAACCCAAUCUAAAAGAGUUCUUCAUUCUUUCUUAAUCCAUUCUUUAUAGUUCCUAAUUUAAACAUGAUCUUUGUUCUGAACCUGGGAUACUUCCAAGUCUGUGGCUCCCACACUGUGGCGAGUCGGGGAGCAAACACAGAAACUGGGUCAGCUAGCGUAUCAGACUCAAGGGCUAAUGUCACCCCAAACAGAGGAAGGCCUUGCUUCAGUCUUGAUCGAGAUCACCUUUCUCCACACUGUGAGAUUACUAUGGGCAGGUUGGGUUUACUGUUGGAGCCCAUGGGAACAUUUUUUCCUGAUCUUGCUUAUCAUGAGAAGUCCAUCAAUGGUCUUUCCAAAUACCACCUGUUUCCCAUCCAGCCAAUCACACUUAGGACAUGUGAUAAAACAAACAAACAAACACCUGGCAGCCGUUUGUACUGGACCUCCUUUGCUGUUUGUUUGAUAGCAUGUGAAUAGCUUCAGUUGCAUGCUUCCGCAUCUUUGAGCUCAGUCACUCUGCCGUGCUUUCUCUGUGGUGAUGGAUGGACUCUGAAACUGGGAGCCAAAGGAAAUUUUUUGUUUCUUUCAGAUAUUUUGGCCACAGUGGUACAAAUGUAAUUAAAGAACUACCAGGAUUGACCCUUAAUGAGUAGUGACUAUCCACCCUGAUUAUUGAAUUAGAAUAUCUAUUUAUCCAGCCUAUAUCUAUUUAUUCAUUUCUCAGCCUCUGGGAAAAAGUUCUCCUGAACAGCAGUACCCAGCAGAUGAAUGUGUUUGCAUCAGAGAUAAGCUGGGUGAAUUUUCUGCUUCCAGAGAGCUUGUUGUAUAGUAAGGAAGACAAGAAGAGUGCAGGAGAUAGCUGUCAUGAGCCCAGUGGGUUAGUGUAGUAUGGGAUGCCACGUAAUUAACCAAAGAGAUGCAGAGACAAGCAGUGGAGGAGCCAGGAACUGUCUACCCUGUGACUGUGAGCUAAUAGACCCCCAUAAAUGCCUUGCAUCAUCAUAUUGUCUAUAGGUUUAUGUGACGAGGACAUUAAAGCCUUGUGUAGUGGUAUAUACCUUUAAUACCCAGCACUUUGGGAGGCAAAGACAGGCAGGAUCUCUGAUCUCUCAGCCAGCCUAGACUAUGCACUAAGUUCCAAGACAGCCAGGGUCACAUAGACCCUGUUUCAAACAUGAAAUUCAAUUUGAAGUCCUUGAUGAGUAGGAGACUUUAGACAGAUGACCUUGACCCUACCUGUCCUGGCUAACUCAUCAUGGGAAUGGCGUUCUUCACAGCUUCAGGCUCAGCUCUGGCUGCCUGUUCAAUGAAGAAGCCUUUGAGGGUAGUUAACAGAUUUCCAAAGACAUGAGCAAGAUGUCUCUGAUAGCCUCAGACCUUUCUCAGGGCUUUGCCUUUGAAGCCCCCCGGUCUUUAUUUCCAAGCCAUCUCUUCUGCAUUUGACUUAGGUAGAGUUGAGAUUUUCUGCCCCUUCCUGCUUGUUAGAAGUGGGCCAUUCUAUUGUCUUAGGAGUUUUGUUUGAAAAGUGAGACAAGUUUUGGUUAGACUGAAAAUGAAGUCAUUUUCAAGGUCCCUCACUGGUAGCCUGUGGGGGAUUUAUUCCUCUUGUUUCUGUAUGUAAAUGUGUUUGGUGUUAGGGACAGGGCCAUUAAGUCCUUAGAGCAUAUGGAAGCUGCAGCUUUUGUCUUCUUCGUUUCGUCUACUGAUUUUAAGGAUAUAUAUGUCUUGUUUUCAUCUCUAAUUGGUUUUCCGUAGCUUUAGCUUCACUUAAUUAGGAUUUUCGAGAGAAGCACCACAUCUGUUUCAGCUGAAUUUUGAAAGAAAACUUUGCUUGGGUGGUAGAUGAAAUGUUCUUCAGUUGUGUGGUCUGACUUGAAAUGAGGCGCCCUGUGAGCCACUGGGAAGGAGAGUUGGGUUGGCUGUUGGUACAGUGGGUGCCAUGCCAGUGAGAGAGCUUAAAGCUUGAGCUCAGAUCUUAGCACCCUCAUAAACAGACAAAGUGUGUGGCUCUUUCUGCAGCACUAGUGCUGGGGAUGUGGCACCAAGAGGAUCCCUGCAGCUCACUGGCCACAGAGUCUUCUCAGUCAGUGAGCUCCACUCAGUCAGAGAGAUGUGUGGGGCCAAACAGUAAGGUAGAGAGCAGUAGAGGAAGCUACUUGAUAUUGGUCUCUGACCUACACACACACACACACACACACACACACACAUACACACAUACAUACAUACAUACACACACAUACACAUACACACACACACACACAGAAAUUCUGUCAGAUUUCUGUCAGUGGAACUCAGUGACCCUGGCUGACACUGUCUGAUAUUUUGUUGAAGACUAUGACCCUGAGGUUUUAUUGAGAGUUUUGUUUGCUUCUCAGUUCUAAUUCACCGAAAGGAUGGCUUAAGGAUAGACACCUAUGUAAUUCCAUGUGCAUUUUGCCAGAAUUUCACACCUGUACAAAAUUCACACCACUCAAGGAUUCUGCCGGGGGAGUCAGUGUCUCCGUCCCCAGGCCACAGUAGACUGCAUCAUUCACAAGGGGAAGUGGGCGGCAGGGAGAAGAUAGCUCAGAAGGUAAAGCGUUGCACCCGAGUCCCCACCACCCACGUCAAAAAGGUUGGGCACACCAAGUGAUUUUAAUCUCAAUGCCGGGCAUGGAAGAUCCCUGGGGCUUGCUGGCCAGCCACCUAGUGUCACCUUACUUGGGACUUACAGAACAGGGAGGGAACUUGUUUUAGAAAACAAGGUGUACAUUGCCUAAGGAAUGACACCCAAGGUUGACCACUGUCCUAUACUUCCAUAUCACUAACUCUCAACCUCUGAGACAAAUGGCUGAGGUGCCUAUUUAAUGUUUCAGAGCGAACCUGGCCUGAGGUUCCCCUAGAAUCCCCCAGUACCUACCUGUUACAGGGUGCAUACGCCACCCUCUACCUUAAACUUCUCCAGCCCAGGGACUGGGCUGCCCUUUUCUACAAAAUUGUGAUUACUUGGUCCUUUAAGUCUUUCUUUUGGUCCUCCUGGCUGCUGCACCUGGUUCCCCCCCUCUCUUCCCCUCCUCUGCUCCCAUGGCUCAGGGUCAUGACCACUGUGGAGUUUCCCAGAUGUGUCUGUCUCAGGCAUUGCUCUCCCUCUUAGCUACAAUAACCCUUCUCCUCCAUCACAUCUAAGAGCAGUCAUGCCCUUUCCUUGCUUUUUUUUUUUUCAAACACACACAAGCACAUAUGUAUACCUGCUUAUUUGUGCACACAGAUAUGUCACUGGUUCCAGAUGAAAGCAUGUGUCCACAUUCUACAGGUCCCUUAUAGUUCUACCUGUGAGUGUGUCCUUUCCUUCUAAGAAGUAACUGUGAUACUGAUGCUGUCCUAUAAAUACAUGUUUUCCUUGAGCUUCAUGUCAGUAUAACCAUGUAAUAUGUAUAUUGUGGUUCUCUCCUGCCUCCCCCCUCUCUUUCUUGUGUGAGUGUGUGUGCGGUGCCUUGCAUGCUUGUAUGUAUUGAUUCUUUUCUCCCUCCAUGUACUCCAGGGGCUGACUUAGGCCUCCAGGCUCGCAGGCAUGUGUCUUGACUCUGCUGAAGCAUCUAGCCAGCCCCAGUUCUGUCAUCUUUUACUGAUGUUGCAAUGCAUCCAUGUGUUUGAAUGUAACAGUCGUCUCAUUUUUCCCCACUGGGUAGUUUUUCACUGUAUGGAUAGACUACCAUCCUUCCUGUUGGUUUCACUGGACUCCAGCUUUUAGCUCUUCCUGUACGUGUUCUUACAUAAUUGGACACGUCUGCAAAAUUUCAUACCCGGAGGAGAAUUAUGGGUUAAAGUGAAGACAUAAAUCAAGUUGGAGUAGAUCUUUCCAGAACACUUCCAGAGUGGCUGUAGCUUUUACUAUACACCUGCACUGAGUUCACACCUCAUUGUCAGAAUCAUGACAUAUUCUUAGUUUUAUGAAAGAAAUACUUUUUUUGUCACCUUGGUGUGUAUACAACAGUGUCUCUUUGUGACUGUUUUGCGUUCUUGCUGAUACAAAAUGACAUUGAGCAUCAUGUCUAGUUGUUUGUUUCUACUUUUCUUUUAGAUUAUCUUUUCCCCAAAGUUGUAGCAGGGGUUCAGUUUUAAGUCUCAUCUAUGAGUUUGGGCAGACUGUAGAGUGAGUUCAGAGAGAGCCUUGGCAACCGAAUGGAACUGUUAAUCCAGCUGGGUGAAAAUAAGAGCACUACUGCAAUUGUUGAGCUAAAUUUGAAGCAAGUUUUAUUAAAUACAGGCCAGAACAAUGGAUACUGGCCAGGUCCAUACCCAGAAUCCUCAGAGAAUGGCCCCAAAUAUAUUAGUCAGGGACUUACUUCCUAUCUUCAUCCAGUUGGGGCAAAUAUACAUCUUAAUAUACUUUCUGCUAUGAAUCUCCUGCCUACAUGAGCAAGAGCAUUCUGUGCAGUUGAGGCUUGUUAUCUUACAUCAGUGGUUCUCAACCUGUGGUCAUGACCCCUAUGAGGGGAAGUUUAAUAAAUCUUUCACAGCAGUUGCCUAAGACUAUUGGAAAACACAGAUGUUUACAUUAUGAUUCAUAACUAACAAAAUUACAGUUAUGAAGUAGCAGUGAAAAUAAUUUUAUAGGUGGGAGUCACCACAAUAUGAGGAGCUGUAUUGAAAGGCCUGCAGCAUUAGAAAGGUUGAGAACGACCGUCUUACAUGAAUACCUGCCCCUAGCAUUCGUAGAAGUUAUCUGUCCUUGGGCAAGUGGGGCUUACAGGUUAGAAUCAUUUCAGUUUUAUAGAUCUCUUAAGCACAGUAAUUUGAACUUCAGCCAUCACUUUAGCCAUCACAAGACCUGUGUUAACAUUAAAAAAAAAAAGCAUUAAAUAGUAGACCAAAAAUCAAAUAUUAAAAAAAAAAAAAAACUCACUUGGGCCUGGGGAAGAGGCUCAUUGGAUAAAGAGCUUGCCUUUUAAGCACAGAACUUGAAUUUGAUCUCUAGAACCCAUGUAAAAAUGUCUGGAUAUGGUAGCUUAGAUUUGCAAUCUCAGUGAAUCAGAGACUAGCAGAUUCCCAGGGUUGGCCUCGGCUGCUUAAUGAGUUUCAGAUUCAGUGAGUGGCUUUGUCUCAUUAAAAACAAGAGAGAUGGCAUUUGAGGAAUGACAGGGCUUGAGGUUGCCUUCUCCCUCUCAUGCUUGCCUUGUACAUUCAUACAUAGGAAUGCACAUGCACAGACAUGCACGUAUAUACACACACAUUUAAAGAAAACCUUACAGAAUAGGUCAGUUCAACCUGCUUUCUAGGAGGGCUGCAGGAAGAGUGACGUGGCAAGUGUAACACAGUCACCAAGCACCAAGCAGUGAGCACUCUGUUCCAGACCUGGAAGAAUGCAGUAUAACCCAAUGACCAAGCACUGAGCUGUGAGCACUCUGUUCCAGGCCUGGAAGAAGACAGUGUAAUUCAAUCACCAAGCACUGAGCAGUGAGCACUCUGUUCCAGGCCUGGAAGAAGGCACAGGAGAAUAAUGUCUAAAUUAAGGAAAUCUAUUCUUGUAUCAGGGGUCAGAUUCAUUAAGACAUUGUAACGGUUUUUCCCUUUCUCUUUGUGUGAGCCCUCACCUGCCUCCUAUUCUUUUGUAGUACAAAAGGAGAAUGGUCACAUGCAUAAUACAUAUGGGGCUAAAGUGACUGAUUUGUUACAAAGGCACACUAGAGGUCAUAUCAGUUCUCCUAAGGAAUUUGUCUUUGCAAGGGAAACGGAUGUGGAGUGAAAGUGAAUUUCUUAAAAAGAUGGGCACUAAGAUAAAAUGUAAAUGUAGCACUCAAUUAGCGACAUCUCCGUGCCCUGGUGAGGAACAGGAGGGAAAGGCUUUGUCUUUCAUGCCUUCUUCCUUCUUUGUUACUUAGCUCCUCAGAGACUCAGGUUGUACAUUUGUGCGGCUUUGCUCAGUGCUUGGCCUCCAGUCAGGAAGCACUCAUUCUAUUGUGGGCUGCCGAUGGUUGAUACUCAUGGGAGGGUGCUAAUGCUGAUGAAGAUGAUGAAGCCCCCUCUGGCUCAGAGGGACCUUGCCUGCCUUUGCCAUCACUAAGCUUGGUGAAAAUAGUCUCAGGGCAGAGGCCUUAGCAGGUCCAGAGAGCAGCGUGAGACGCAGCAGGAAGGACAGUGUUCACAGAUGCCUCUUCGCUUAUCAGGCUUGGGUUGGGCCAGCCCCGACAACCCACAUGACUUACAUGAGUUUCAUUGUUAUGUGUGCUAUGUGUAUUUGGAAUUGUGUGUUAACCAGGCUGUGGUGGUGGUGCUUUUAUUCUCAGUCCUCGAGGAAGAAGCAGAAGGAUCUUUAAGUUCGAGGCCAGCCUGGCCCAUAGAAUGCAUUUCCUGGAUGGCCAGGGCUUUCCAGAGAAACCCUGUCUUGAGGCAGAGUGGGGUGGGAGGAGUAUAUGUACAUAAGAACGAAGUCACAGUGAUUUGAGAAGGUACUGGGAUUUAGUUUAGGCAACCUAGGGCUUUAGUUUAGUUCCAGCAUCCUGACUUACGGGACACUGAAGUAUACUUUUAGGGUUACUAGUAAAUGCAGAUUUCGAAUGUGAACUCACAACCGAACCCUCCACCAUCGGAUUUCUGUACGUGGAUAACUUGCUUCCCUUAGGGUUUUUUUUUCGUUGUUGUUGUUUUUUUGAAAAGGAUUGUUUAUAUAGUCUUAUAGAGGGGACUGAGAGACAUAACCUUUGAAAAUAUGACCUGGCACACAGUUGGUGGCCACGUUGCUGAGAUAAAUCCACGCUGAUGGGUAGCGUCAAAUUUAGUGAUCUUUCUUUAUGAGCACAGUUGACUGGUACAAAGGAACGUAUGUUUUAAGCACACCUACUAGACCAUGUAGCCUUGCUCAGCCUCAGCCGUGUUGUUGUGGCUACAAGCAGGCUUUGGUUCUGUAAUUCUGUCACCAAAUGUUCCAUGCUCUUUAGAGCAAUUGCAACUGAGAUAAAUCUGCCGUAUAACUAGCCUACCAUUGAGCGAUCUAUAAUUUACUGGCAUAAAACACACUAACCUGCACAUUAAAUGGUAAGUGUGAUGUUGUAGCCUUAUUUUUUUUCUCUCCCCCUCAUUACCUAUAAAGCCUUUAAGCAUGCUUUCAAGGUAGGUCAGGCAGUGCAAAGGGGCCUGGUUGGCCUCCUGGGCUUUUACUCUUGUUGCUAUUUCUUGAGCUCUCUGAAAUGAAUGGCUGUCUGUGUGAAGGAAGGUGGGCUUUCUUUCAAUAGCGCAAAGCCCCAUGAAGCACACACCUAUGUGACACAGCAUCUCCCCAGCAGACACACACAUCUAUGCUCCCUACCCACUUUAGUUACUUAUUGUGGUGGAUUUUCUUUAGGGCCUCAUCUGGGUGUUAUGAGAGUAGACCAUAAUGUAUCCCACACAUGUAAAAAGUUCAAACAUCAUGUCCCCUGUUCUCCUGUGUUCUGAGCCCAGUGAGAGCCACAGCAAAGAAGAUCAAAAGGUGGCUUAAGGAAGGUUACAGUGUUGAGACAGAGGAGUAUGACCUUGUUUAGCUCAUCUGUAGUGAGGCCCUGCAAACAAAGAUCCCACACUCACAGCACCCUGCUCAAUACAAGUUUGCAGUUUCUGGAACGUUUUAUUUUUGAUGGCGCCAUUAUAGAAUGUUUUUUCUCCUCAUAGCCUUUCUGCAUAGAUUUCGUUACAUGAGCCAUCGUCAGGUAACAGCUGCUCGACAAACCUGUGGCAAAGUUCCUGUGGGUGCCAUUGAAGGAGCUGGGUUCUUUGCACUCUGGAGAGUACUGUAAAAUGGCGACAGUUGUAAGGAAUGCUCUUUGUCUACUCCUUCCUUGUUGACGUUGACAGCCUUUGGAAUUUGGUGGGGUUUUUUUUGUUUGUUUGUUUGUUUUUUCCCCAUUUGCGAUAUGGUUCCCCAGAUGGCUUAGGAAAGCCUCUGAAUUGUCAGUGAGAUUGUUUUCUAUAAGGGUGGAAGGGUUACUUCCUAAUAUAUUUGUGGCAAUUCAAGUCAGAAUCCAGCUGGAAAACUGCAAUUAUUACAUUUUUUUCCCUUUUUACUUAUUGAAGAAGUCAGGGGUUCUCAUGAGGAAAAUGGGCCUCUGUGGGCCCCUAUGUAAUUGUGAAGUGAUUUAUCGUUUGUCUUUGACGUUACAUGAAAGUCGUCAUAAUCCAUAUGCAGGAAGAAACACCAACAGUGAUUUCCCGUCACCUCUUGGUUAUAAAUUGACAUAAUUAUCAGGUUCUUUGACUAACUUAAAAAAGCAUCAGAUAAGUUGAAGUUCUUUUGUGUGGCUUCUCUUUCCCCAGCAAUAUCUGUUACCUCCUAAAUGAGCAUUAUAGACUGACUCACUCACCUUAGGAGAAAAUUAGUGUCCUUUUCCUGGCACAACUUUGCUGCAGAAUCCAAACAGGUGUGCUUAGGAAUUGUGUCCUUUGCAAAAGGGCUCAUUUUGAUCAGUGGCUCCUGCAUUCUGUAAAACCAGUAUUUCUUGAUUUGUAGAUAUAUGCUUUUCUGCAUUGGGGAGUGUAGACACACAGAUGUAUAUAUGUAAUGUUUAAAUUUCCUUUUUUAUUGAAAAUUUUAUUAAAGAUUAUAAUUAAAGUUUAUAAUUAAAUAGUAUAAAUUAAAGUUUAUAAUUAAUAACAUGUUAAAACUAAGGUUCUUUCCCUCUGCCCCCUCCCACCCGGACCUCAUGUAUCCUAGGCUGGCUUUGAACUUGCCUUAUAACAAAGCAGGACUUUGAACUUCUCACCAUCUUGCCCCCAUAUCCUGAGUGCUGGGAUUUCACACAUGAUCCACCACACCAAGUCUAUGCAGCUCUAGGCAUUGAACCCUUGGCCCUCAGCUUUUUCUGGGCAAAGCACUCUAGCAUCUGAGCUAUAUCUCCAGACCCCAAACAAGGGAAGAUUGAUGUUGAAAAACAAAACAAAACAAAACAAAAAAACUUGCGUAGUGCUAUGGUCUGAAAAAUGUCUCCCUAAAUCCAAAUGUUGAAAUAAAUGGCCAAUGUGAUAUAUAAGACUUAAAUCAAGUCUUGAGUGUGAAAAGAUUUGUAGCUGUUAUGAGAGAGCUUAAGAUAGUGUGUUUGUGCUCUGUCUUGGCUCUGCCCUAUGAUGACCCAGUGUUCAUCCUUCUGCGCAUGCAAAGACAAGCUGCCAUUUUGGUACAAAAGAGCUUUUCUUAUGGGACUCCCAAGCCGAUUGGCAUGUUUGCUUUGAAAUCUCCAGUUAACAGAACUAACUGUGCGACACAAACCUCACAAAUCUCUGCUUCUUAUAAACAUCAAUGCAAAUGAACUAAGACACAGACUAUUUAUUUUUGUUGCAUGUGCUUGGAAUUUGUGUGUCUAGGCUGAUAAAUCAGCACAUGGGUGACUUUAGUUCCAAUGAAUUGCUUUCAGGUAUCGGCCCCUUAUCUACCUUCAUGGCUCCAUCAACUAGCAGGAAGUCCCAGCCACAUUUUUAAUAUAAGCAUCAAGUUAUUGUAUCAUUACCACAUAUAUUUUUAUUAUUAAAAAUAAAAGCACAAAAAUGUCAUGUGACCUUUGUAAUACCAUAGUGUUUACCUUUUGUCUGACAAUCAUGGACUGUUAUUUAAGUCAUCUAAUCAUUUACCUAGCAGAUAUAAGUUACCCUGGGCCUUCAGCAUCCCAUGCCUAAUACACACAACAUGUACACUCAUAUCUGAGGGCCAGAGGGAGCAUAACUGUAGAAGCUCAGUGUGGGAGUACCUGCUCAGUAUGUCAUAUACAAGGCUCUGAGCUUAAUUCACAGCACUGCAAAAACAAAACAAAACAAAAUAUCUUUCUGCUACCUUUUUCCUAAUAAUCCAUCAAAAUGUAUUCUGAAUUGUCUUUCCCUCACUGUGGCAAAGUGUCUGAAGAAAAGUCAGCUUAAAGGAAAAGGCUGUUUUGGCUUAGGGUCAGAGAGUUUUGGCCUGUGGUUGCUUGGUCCCAUUGCUUUGGGGCCUGUAGUGUAGCAGGACACCAGAGCAGAAGGGUGUGGUUGAAGAGAUCUCUUUACUUCGUGAUAGCUGAGAAGCAGAGGGGCAAGAGGAGAACACAAGGACCCUAGUACCCAUAGGGCAUGCUCCUAACUCCCUACCAGUCCACACUUUUUAAAGUCUGCCUUGCCUCCCAGUGGCCCCACAGUCAGCAAACAAAUAUUUAAGCAGUUGACUUUGGGGGAUAACAGCAUAAACCAUAAUAUGUAUGAGCAUAUACAAAAGACAUAUAAUGCAUAGCAAAGAAUUAUAUAAUGGAUGCUACCCUCUAUUUUAAUGGUUGAGUAAGAGCUUUCUGUGAAACAUUCUGGCCUGUGUGCUUGCAUGCUUGUUUCAGUAGUUGGGGGCAGGGGGGAGACUAUCACUCUUCCAUUGUAACUACUUUAUUUAGUCAUUUCUCACCUUUGGUUUUCUACUGUUUUGUUGUUUGUUUUGUUUUGUUGUUGUUUGUUUUGUUUUGUUUCAUAUAUUACAUCAGGACUGUAGCUCCCUCCUUCCCUUCCUCUCUCUGCAGGAUCCACUCUGUUUCCCUUCAGAAAAGUCCAGGCCUCCCAGAGUCCUCGACCAAAUGCGACUUAUCAAGUUGCAAUAUGACUAGGCAUAACCCCACAUAUUGCUUCCACUUUUUCUUAAAACAGUUUCACUAGUAUAUUGUCCCAGAAAGUAACACCUGUCUAGGUUAUCAAAUUGAUAGAGUUAUGUAUGACAUUCUCUUACACGUCAAGAUAAAGUUUUUCUGCUUAUAAUACUUUCCCUUCUCUUUUCGAAACUAAUGUCAUGAUUUCUUCUUUCUCUUCUCAUGAUUUUGUUUUCCAAAGAGUUUUUUCUUAUACUUUCACAGAAAAGAACAAGCAAACAUCUUCCUCCCUUCCUUCUUUUUUCUUAUUGCCUGUAGUUUCUUAAUUAUUUAUUUUUUUACAUCGUACCUUUUAAAAUGGCUUCAUUGAAAUGUAUUACCCAUUUCUUAAAACUCAUUUUAUGGCCAGGCAGUGGUGGUGCAUGACUUAAGUCCCAGAGAGGCAGGCAGAUCUCUGAAUUAGCUGAGCCUAGUCUACAUGGUGAGUUUUAUGACACUAGAGAAAACAGGGAAGCUCUGUCUAAAUAACCCAAAAACCAAACACACACACACACACACACACACACACAAAGCAAGCAAAAAACCAAAAAACUACUCAUUUUAGUAUAUACCAGCCUUUCUGUACCCAUAAAUUCAAGCAACUUCAGAUUCUCCUUUAAGCUCACAGUAGAUGUAUCAAUCUUGAGUAUUAAUGACUUUUUGAUUCUUAUCAGUGUUAUCAAAGCAUCACAGUGUAACUAAUGACUCUUGUGUAUUAUAAGUGACCCAGAGGUGACUUACAGUGUUUGAAAGGUAUGUGUAAGUUACGAGCAAAUACUUGUUCUUUUGAGUGUUUACUUCUUUUUCACAAUGAUGAAUAAUGCUACCACAAAUACUCAUGUAUACAUUUUUAUAUUGGCAUGUAUUCUCAUUUCUCUUAAACAACUGUCUAUGAAAUGGGAUUGCUCUGUCAUAUCACAAAAAAAAAAAAAAAAAAAAAAACGGUUUGCGGCCUGAUUAUCCUCCAAAAUGGCAGCUCCAGUUUAUAUUACUAUUUGAGAGUUCUCCCUUUUGUCUCUUUUUAGUUGUCUUUUGCCUUGAGAUGUCUUCAUAACUACCAAGUGAUUCCUCUUGGUUGUGACUUACGUUUACGGAUGGGAUACCCAGUUAUACUGAGCACAUUCUUAUGUGUUUAUUGGUCACCCGUGUAUCAUCAUUGGCAAAUGUCUGUUUAAAUCCUUCACUAAUUUUUAAAUGGUCUGUUUGUCUUUGUAUUAACUAGUUGUAGAAGUCCUUCACAUACUUGUAUGUAAGUUCUUCAUCAGAUAUGACUCACAGAUAUUUCCUCCUAUUCCAGGUGAUUCUUCUCUCCUUAUCUUGGUAGGAUUAUUCUUCACUUUGUAAUGUGCCAGUUUCUGUGUGUGCCCUUUUGGCAUCAUUGCCUAACUGAGGAUCAUAAAGAUGAAUAAAAAUGCUUUCUUCUGGGAGUUGUAUCAAAUUCUAUGUGUCAUUACUUAUGUUCUUGGUAUGUACUCAGUAAAUUCAGGGAAGGACAUACAGAACCUGGGCAUGGUGAAGCCCAGUUGAAAAUCCAGGACACGAAGCUGAGGCAAGUGGACAGUGAUUGAGUUCAAGGCCAGCGAGUACUAUAUAGUGAGAGCCUGGCUUAAAAUAAUACACCAAAACAGAGGGAUCUGAUCACUAGUCCAAUCCUGGCAUGGUGGUACAAGUCUAUCGUCCCAGCACAUAGAAAGUAGAGGCUGGCUUGUUUUACAUGGAGAACUCCCAGCUAUCUAGAGAUAUAGGGUAAGACCGAAUAUCUCAAACUACUUAUCUCCUGAAAAAAGGCAUAUUCAUAGAUAGCAGAUCAAUGCCUAGAGGGUAGCUAAUGUGAUUAAAGAGAUAGCACUCUCUGUACCAGGCAUUUACCAUGGUCUGAAUCCUCCUACCUAGUCAUUAUACCCACCUGCCUUAUGGGGCAGGAGAGAAAGUAGAGGUGUUGCCAGGUCAAGCUGUUUGCCAUUAGUCACAUGAGAAAGAGGCAGAGUUGCUACUGCACUUGCUUGGUGCCAGACCCCACCCUAAAACCAACCUGCACUCUAAAAUGGCCAUAGAGUUUGCUUUGGGGAUGUUCAGAACUAAAUCCUUUGGCCUUUUCUCGGUUUGUUAAAAUGCUGGUAGUAGAACUACACUUCCCUGUUACUUUGAACUGAAGAUCCUGUCUGACUGGCCCUUGGGUCUAGAAAUCACAUAGUAAUGAGUGAAUUAUAGCCCGUGAUGAAUGAAGGAGUCAUUGGUUCUUAACUUGUAUAUGUUUCAGGAAUGAUUUUUUUUUUUAAAGACAGGUUAUGGUCAUCUUUCCUUACUUUUGCUGGAGACCAUUUGACCUCUGAGAGCCUGGAUUUGUGAAAUUGAGAGUGUGCUCUCUGAUAAAACCUGAGCAGAUUUCCAUGGCCUCUUUGCAUUUCUCUAUACAUAGAGAAGCCUGGCCUUACACUAAUUGAAAAUCAUUUUUAUUUUCCUGUCUGUCUGUCUGUCUGUCUGUCUGUCUGUCUCUCUCAUUCACUUAUUCAGCUGGGUGGGUAGGGAAAUCGGGAGGAGGUAGGAGGGAGUAGUAUAUGAUUACAAAAUUAUUGUUAUCGUUAGGGAUAUUUUCCAUCCAAAUGAGGUCUGCUUUUCUCACUCUUUUGCAAACUGGAAAGCUGUCCAUGAAUCUGACUGCUCGAAAGUUCCUUCCUUAUUUCAGGAAGAGGACAUUCAGUAGUUUUGUUCCCUCUGGUGCAGGCUCUAUGUCACUUCAUUUCAACAGAGCAAUUUAAUUUGUACUGCACAACCAUUUUCUUAUGGAAAACUAAUAAAAUACAAAUUUUAGUUUCAGCGUGAAAUUGUGGCUGAAGGCCUUCGAGAGUUUUAUGUGAUCCCUGUCUGUGUGAUGACAGAGAGUGAUGUCAGCGCUUACACACAUUAGGUACAAGGUUGAUAAGAAGAGGAUUCGCUAAACUUCAUUAUUUCCCUCAAAAUGAAAAUGUAAACUGAUUCUUUGCAUUCAGCUCCUAAGACCUUACCUGCCAAUGCAGUAGGCAGGAAUCUGGAAUGAAGCUUUAAAAAACAAACAAACAAACCCAAAAGCAUCUCACUUAUUCUGGCAGAUUGAAUUUGAGGUCAGCCUCUUCUAUAUAGUGAGUUCCAGGACAGCCAGAGCUAUGCAGCCUGUCUCAAAAAACAAACAAACAAAUAAACAAACAAAAAGCAACCAAACAACAAAAAUUACUAGAGAUGCUUAGUAAGUGAUUGUAGUGAACAGUAACAGCAUGAUAUACAGUAACACUUUUUCCUAUGGAUGGACCAUAGAGAAACUUUGCUUAUCUGUUUUCCCAUGUGUAAAAAUUUUAACAGAAAUGGUGAUAAAGGUGACACCUGACACUGACUUGUGGCCUCACAUGCACACACAUACAUGUGCACACAUGUGAACUCAUCCAUUCAUACACACAACAAUGACUAUUAUCAUGUGAGAAUAAUGUACAAAAAGUUCUUAGCACAGUUCACAGAUGCUCAAAAGCAGAACAAGGAGAGAUGGACUUGGGGCACACUCCAGUGUGGAGUCUUAGAACUCUAAGUGCCCAUAGGAAGAGGAGUGCUAGAAAUGCAGACUUGAGCCUGCCAUGGUGGCCAAAGCAUAAGCUGCACAGAGAAACCCUGGCUGGAAAACAAAAAAGCAGUGAAAUCUUGUCAUGCCUUGGAUUGUUCAAGGAACAAAAGAUCACAUUUCCCAAUGCACAGCGACAGGUUCCUGCUUAGUAAAUUUUUUUCAUCUGCUCUGACAUGUAGUUGAUCCUGUGUCCUAGGGAAAGUUCUGUUUUCUAGUUAUCUGACCUGUAGACUGCCCUCUAAACCUUUCUCUCCCCCAGCUUUCAAAUGCUUUGCUCUCUGUUGGCUUUGGACCUCUCCAUCUAUGGUUCCCCAUCAUUGUUCAUCUGAAAGUUUUAGAUUCCCUUGUCUCCUGUCCAUUCUUUAGUACUUAAUUCUCGACAGUCCCUUACAUGUGACCGUGGAGCUGGGGAAAUACAGGUGGUGGGUCAAAGGCAAGCCCUGUAGUGUGGCCACUGCCAAUAGGGAAUGUUUACUCUCCAGAAGUCUUACAGCACUGUUUCCCACUCCUGGAGCUGAGGUGAGGAUGCUGACCUGGGCAUAGGGCUGGGAUCAAAGCCCUGAGUUUGAGGGGUAGGGAGAUGACUUAGUAAAGGGUUUGCUGCACAAGCAGGAGAACCUGAGAUCCCCGGCUCCCUUUCAAAGCCAGCUGCAGCAGUAUGCAGUUUUAAUCCCAGUGCCUAGAAGGCAGAGAUAAGGGCAUCCCCAAGGGGCUUGCUGGCCAGUUAGUUAGUCUAGCUGGACUCACAUUGAACUUCAGGUUAGUGGUAGACCCUGCCUCAAAAAUUAAUCUACAGAAAUGACUGAAGAAGGCACUUCACAAAGAUCUGUGUGUGUGUGUGUGUGUGUGUGUGUGUGUGUGUGUGUGUGUGCGCGCGCGCGCGCGCGUGCGUGCCUAAGACACACACAGACACACGCUAAAAAGUAAGUUUGAAUACGAGGUGGUAAACCUCAAGUGUUUGGUUCUAAAUGGGAUUCUACCUUUAUUUUAUUUUUUUUUUCUAAUCAGCUGCUUGAAGGGGAAUCCUUCAAAGUCUCAUUCUCAGCUUCUCCAUCAUCUUUAACUUCAUGAAAACAGUUAUUUCAAAUAUAAGAAUUAUUUCUAUGAAAUUUCUUUCAAAGUUAGGAGAGAGGCCGAGGGGACUUGGGAGGCUCUUGUCCCCAUUCUUGAGACUCACCCACCUUUCCUUACCAUACCCUCAAGCCCUCACCCAUCUGUCCACUCAGCUGCUAGUCCUUAGCAAAUGGGGCAACCCGAUUUCCCGCCUUUCCUUGGCCAAGAGCUCCCCAGGACCAAUCGGGUGGUGGGGACUUGACAUGUCCUGGUAGGGGAGCUAGCUGGGUCCCGCCCCCUCCCGCCCCCUUCACAGGUGCAGCCCUAAUCCCCCCUGGCCUAGAUAUCCGGCAGCCUCUGAGAACCCGGGCUCUGUGAUGUAAUGCGCUUUUUUCACACUCCCGGCUUAAAUACAGAUGGAAAUUGUUGUCAUGUGUUAGAAAUGUCGCCAGUGAUAUAAAAGGCGCAAGCUUGAGCAUCUUCUCUCCCUUCUCGCACAUCAGCUGCUCCUCCAGCCAGAGCCUGUGCCCUGGAAAACCCACUCAGUGGUCAGGUGGCCAAGGAGCCCCUAGCUAGCUUAGGAAGGGGUUCAGAUCCCACUCCCCACCCCCGCCUCUCCUUACAGCCGCUGCGGAGCCGAAGACCAGCGUGGUGGGAGGCUCUUUCAGGCGCACAAAAGGAAGGAUUAAUCUUGGCGAUUGGCUGGGCUUUUGCAGGCAAGUACAAGUCCAUGAUCUUCCCAGGCCAACCCCUGCCCACCUCUGGAUUCGAACGCUCGGCCACUGGAAGAAGGCUGGGAUCAGGCAGGCUGUGACCGGAGCGCCUGCCACCGGAGGCACAACCCGGUCUCCCAGAGAAGGAGAAGUGCCUGGUGUGGAUUACAGCUUUCUGACUGUGAAGGAGUUCUUGGACCUCGAGCAGAGCGGGACCCUGUUGGAAGUCGGCACCUAUGAAGGAAACUAUUAUGGGACACCCAAACCUCCUAGCCAGCCAGUCAGUGGGAAAGUGAUCACGACGGAUGCCUUGCACAGCCUGCAGUCUGGCUCCAAGCAGUCGACCCCUAAGCGAACAAAGUCCUACAAUGAUAUGCAAAAUGCUGGCAUAGUCCACCCGGAGAAUGAGGAGGAGGAGGAUGUCCCUGAAAUGAACAGUAGCUUUACAGCCGACUCUGGAGACCAGGACGAGCACACUCUCCAAGAAGCAACGCUCCCGCCUGUGAAUAGUAGCAUCCUCGCUGCUCCCAUCACGGACCCUUCUCAGAAGUUCCCUCAGUACCUACCUCUUUCUGCAGAGGAUAAUUUAGGUCCUCUACCUGAAAACUGGGAGAUGGCCUAUACUGAAAAUGGAGAAGUCUAUUUCAUAGACCACAACACGAAAACAACAUCAUGGUUAGACCCUCGGUGCCUGAACAAACAGCAGAAGCCUCUGGAAGAAUGUGAAGAUGAUGAAGAAGGGGUACACACCGAGGAGCUGGACAGUGAACUAGAGUUGCCUGCUGGCUGGGAAAAGAUUGAAGACCCUGUCUACGGUGUCUACUAUGUAGACCACAUCAACAGGAAGACGCAAUAUGAAAACCCAGUCCUAGAAGCCAAACGGAAGAAACAGCUUGAACAGCAGCAGCAACAGCAGCAGCCUCAGCCACCGCAGCCAGAAGAGUGGACAGAGGAUCAUGCAUCUGUUGUGCCUCCUGUUGCUCCUUCCCAUCCCCCGAGCAAUCCGGAGCCAGCCAGGGAAACUCCACUUCAGGGCAAACCUUUUUUUACAAGAAACCCCUCUGAGCUGAAAGGCAAGUUCAUUCACACGAAGCUACGGAAAAGCAGCCGAGGCUUUGGCUUCACGGUGGUUGGAGGAGACGAGCCUGAUGAGUUCCUGCAGAUCAAGAGCCUCGUCCUCGAUGGUCCUGCCGCACUGGAUGGCAAGAUGGAGACAGGGGAUGUAAUUGUGAGUGUGAAUGACACCUGUGUUUUGGGACACACACAUGCUCAAGUUGUGAAAAUCUUCCAGUCCAUUCCCAUUGGUGCCAGUGUGGACCUUGAACUCUGCAGAGGUUAUCCAUUGCCUUUUGACCCGGAUGACCCUAAUACAAGUUUAGUGACCUCGGUGGCCAUUUUGGACAAAGAACCAAUUAUUGUAAAUGGACAAGAGACCUACGAUUCACCAGCGAGCCACAGUAGUAAAACAGGCAAAGUCAGCAGCAUGAAGGAUGCCAGGCCAAGCAGCCCUGCUGAUGUGGCUUCCAACAGCUCUCAUGGUUAUCCCAACGACACAGUCUCCUUGGCUUCCUCCAUAGCCACCCAGCCAGAGCUAAUAACUGUUCACAUAGUCAAAGGGCCAAUGGGAUUUGGCUUUACGAUCGCAGACAGUCCCGGUGGGGGUGGCCAAAGAGUGAAACAGAUUGUUGACAGUCCACGCUGCAGAGGCCUCAAAGAAGGGGAUCUUAUCGUGGAGGUGAAUAAGAAGAACGUGCAGGCCCUGACGCACAAUCAAGUCGUGGAUAUGCUGAUUGAAUGUCCCAAGGGAAGUGAGGUCACACUGUUGGUGCAGCGAGGAGGGCUACCAGUUCCCAAGAAGAGCCCAAAGUCGCAGCCACUGGAGAGGAAAGACAGCCAGAAUAGCUCCCAGCACAGCGUCUCCAGCCACCGGAGCCUGCACACUGCGUCCCCGAGCCACGGCAUACAGGUGCUCCCUGAGUACCUACCUGCAGACGCCCCUGCUCCAGAUCAGACCGACAGCUCUGGGCAGAAAAAGCCAGAUCCUUUUAAAAUCUGGGCCCAGUCCAGGAGCAUGUAUGAAAACCGACCUAUGUCACCUUCGCCUGCAUCAGGAUUGAGCAAGGGUGAAAGAGACAGAGAAAUCAAUUCCACGAAUUUUGGAGAAUGUCAGAUUCCAGAUUACCAGGAACAGGACAUCUUCCUCUGGAGAAAAGAAACCGGAUUUGGAUUUAGGAUUCUGGGUGGAAAUGAACCAGGGGAACCCAUUUAUAUCGGUCACAUCGUACCGCUGGGUGCUGCUGACACAGACGGCCGCCUGAGGUCUGGAGAUGAAUUAAUCUGUGUGGAUGGGACACCAGUAAUUGGGAAAUCACACCAGCUCGUGGUCCAGCUUAUGCAACAAGCUGCCAAGCAAGGCCAUGUCAAUCUCACAGUGAGGCGGAAAGUGGUCUUUGCCGUCCCCAAAGCAGAGAAUGAGGUGCCCUCACCAGCCUCAUCACACCACAGUAGCAACCAGCCCGCGUCCCUGACGGAGGAGAAACGCACACCGCAAGGCAGCCAGAACUCUCUGAACACUGUGAGCUCUGGCAGCGGCAGCACCAGUGGCAUUGGCAGUGGUGGCGGCGGGGGCAGCGGUGUGGUGAGCGCUGUGCUGCAGCCCUAUGAUGUGGAGAUUCGGCGUGGGGAGAACGAGGGCUUUGGGUUUGUCAUCGUGUCCUCCGUGAGCAGACCCGAAGCGGGCACAACCUUCGCAGGCAAUGCAUGUGUGGCUAUGCCUCACAAAAUAGGUCGGAUUAUUGAGGGGAGCCCUGCUGACCGCUGUGGCAAGCUGAAAGUAGGAGACCGGAUCUUGGCAGUAAAUGGAUGUUCCAUCACCAACAAAUCCCAUUCUGACAUUGUCAACCUAAUCAAAGAAGCGGGCAACACAGUGACUCUCCGCAUCAUCCCCGGGGAUGAGUCCUCAAAUGCCACGCUGCUGACUAAUGCUGAGAAGAUUGCCACCAUCACCACCACUCAUGCCCCCUCUCAGCAGGGGACCCAGGAAACAAGGACCACCACCAAACCAAAGCAGGAUUCUCAGUUUGAGUUCAAAGGACCGCAGGCUGCACAGGAGCAAGAUUUCUACACUGUGGAAUUGGAAAGAGGGGCCAAGGGAUUUGGCUUUAGUCUUCGAGGGGGCCGAGAAUAUAACAUGGAUCUUUAUGUUCUGCGCUUGGCAGAGGAUGGUCCUGCAGAAAGAUGUGGGAAGAUGAGGAUUGGCGAUGAAAUUCUAGAGAUCAAUGGUGAGACCACCAAAAACAUGAAACACUCUCGGGCCAUAGAACUGAUCAAGAAUGGCGGCCGCAGGGUCCGUCUGUUUCUGCGGCGGGGAGACGGCUCAGUCCCAGAAUAUGACCCCAGCAGCGACAGGAACGGCCCCUCCACCGGUGCACAAGGUGUUCCGGAAGUGAGGCCGGGGCCGCCAGACCACAGACCGCAUCCAGCCUUGGAGUCCAGUUACCCACCCGAACUUCACAAAUCAUCACAACAUGCCGAAAAGCGAGCACACGCGAAGGAUCCAAAAGGCAACAGGGAGCACAGCAAACAACCCAACGAACAUCACACCUGGAAUGGAACUUCUAGAAAACAGGACAGCGGGGCAUGCCGGCCCAAAGACCGGCCACCCGACGCAUGGAGAGAGGCGCAGCCAGAGCGGACAGCCACCAAUGGUUCAAAGAGGAGGUCACCGGAGAAGCGCAGGGAAGGCACCCGCAGCGCUGACAACACUUUGGAAAGAAGGGAGAAGCAUGAGAAGAGAAGAGAGAUAUCUCCCGAGAGGAAGCGAGAGCGUUCACCCACCCGGAGAAAAGAUAGCUCCCCGAGCCGCCGGCGGAGGUCCCUCGAAAGACUCCUGGAUCAAAGACGGUCCCCAGAGCGCAGAAGAGGGGGCUCCCCCGAGAGGAGAGCCAAAUCCACCGACAGGAGGAGGGCCAGGUCCCCUGAGCGCAGGCGAGAGCGGUCACUGGACAAAAGGAACCGGGACGACAAGGUUGGCCACCGAGAAAGAGAGGAGGCUGGUCUGAAGCUGGAAGCGGGGAGAAGCCCCCGAAAUCCCCCAGAGCAGAGAAGGCGGCCUUACAAAGAAUGUAGCACCGACCUCAGCAUCUGAGACUCAGCAUUGCAACCUUUACCGUGUCAAAGGUUCUAAGAGGAAGGUCGCAAAACGAAAUCAUUUAGUUUCUUACCUGAGGAAGCAUCUGACACCUGAUAGUCCUAAGAAUAGUAACGAACAUUUUAUGCAUCUGAAAUCUUAUAAGGAAAAAAUAUAUAUGAAAAGUCUUGUGCCUGGUGUAAAAUAUUAAAGAAAGUAUUUUUAAAUGCAUACUUUUUUUGAAAAUUAUUUGCCAAAAUACUGGCCCAAAGGGAUAUACAUUUUGUUUCUUCACAAGCUAUAGAGUUGUUCCUUAUUUGGGGCAAGCUCUUUCUCUCCUAGAUAAACAGGGCUGUUGGUCAUGUCCUAUAAGUAAAUGCAAUUAACUUUAACUCAAUAGAAACUGUUCCGAAGUGAUGUAGUGCUGUACUGUAAACCUGUUUUCAGAAAAGCAGAACGCAAAAAGACAAACUUGUACAGACUGAGGAUCUUUUAGGAUGGAUUAGAAUGGCCAGUGAGCCUAAAAUUCAGCAAACUAUGCGACAAGAGUACUACUGCGAAUGAAGGGUAUUUAUGACUACAGUGUACAGCACUAAGAGACCUUAUGGUCUUGAGUUAUAGUUGCUAUAGUCAAAGAACAGUCUGUGCUCUCCCUGGCCCAGGAAGGUGCAGAAACAAGAAGGUUGGCUGCCAGUAACCAAACCCAGCCUUAGCUCAGAGGGUCAGAUUCAUCAGGCCCCGCCACAGAACCAAUACAUCUCACCUGCAGCAGUGCCCAUUGCAAAGCAUCAGCCUCUGGAUAGAACAGACAAGCUCCUUCUGGGUUGUCUGGUCCAGUCUGAAGCCGAGUAGAUCCGAAUAUAGGACCCCAUGCCUCUGGGAUGAGGGAGAUGUCUGUUAAUGUCUCCAACGUGGGAAGAGUCCCCUCCCCCAGUGUUUAGCAUAAGCCCCUGCUUGCCUUCUGCCCAGUGGGAGCAGAGGAAUGAACUGUGGUGGAGGAAACCUCUGUCAGCAUAUUUUAAAAGGAUUGAGGCUCCAUAUUCCCAGAAUAGUUGAUCAUGCACUUUUUGAAACCAUAAUCCAGGUCCUAAGGAUUGAGUGAAACGUGAUGACACCAGUGGAUCUUGAUCUGUCUACAGGGAAAUGACCUUGUUCCUUGGGUUUGGGGACAGCAAAGGAAAGUGUAAUGGUUUUUCUUGCUAAAGUAGACCCAUUUUCUGAACCCUCAGAAGGUGUGGUUGUGUCGGCUGUAGCCCUGAGAAGUGGUUUAAGUGGAUUACUGCCUAGCUGAGCCAAAGUGUUUGCUUGUACCUGUAGGACCACUACAGCAAACCCUGCUGACAGAGCAUUUGUAUUUCUGUAGUACCGGGUUUUUUGUUUUUUUGUUUUUUUGCAUUUUCCCUUCAGACACAAAACUUUUCCAGUCAAUCACUGUUGUUCCUGUGGUACUGUAAUAAGGGAGAGGGCAAAAAAAGAGAAAACAAAAACAAAAAAAUAGAAAAGAAAACCAGCCAAUCAUUGUAUGUAGAGUUUAAAAUUGUAAUUAAUAGAGCCUGUUUGAAAAAAAACAAAACAACUGUUGCCUUUUUUUUUGUAUAAAAGAGAAUUUAUGACAGAAGUCUAGCUGUGGAGAAUGUGACAUGUGUCUAUAUUUCUGAAUAUGAACAGAUUGAUUCUUGGGGAUAUACUUUAUUGUAAACUAAAUCAGGUAUGUAAAGUUGUUUUAAAAUUAUAUAAGUAAUCGCUACAGCUUUAGUUUGUUGGGGCUAUUGUUUCCCCACGGAGAGACUGCUCAUGAAUAAUCAAGCAUUCAUUUGCAUUCUCGUUUCUUCAUUUAUUUCUUGCUUAACACUCUCUCUGGGUUGAUGAAAAGCAAUGUGUGGGCCAACCUUUUUAUAAAACACUAUGCACAUAUAAAUAUUACAUUGUUCAUAGCUUUAUUUGACUUAGGGUUUAUAUAUAACAUUACACCGAGUAGUUAUAGUUAAUAUGGACAUUUCUCCAAAUUCUUUCUCUGAAUCAAACACAAUAUACAUGUUAUAGCUAAAGAGGGCAGGGAAUCUGUGAUUGCUACUUCUACUAUUGGAGUUUUCCCUACAAAUCAUACAUUGGCAAUAGAAUUAGGCUGAGGAAGACUCCUACUGAGUGGUGAUUUUUAUUUUAUCCAAUUACCUGAGAGCCAGCAUGGAGGUUGCUCUUGAAGUUCUAAAGCUAGGAUUUUUCUCACUAUUUCUAGCACAGCCCAUGAUGUUAACUCAUGGAUUCAUUCCCUUGAUCAUGGACUAUGGGUUUUAAACAAGUUUAAAAAAAAAAAUCAAGGUUGAUUUUUUUUUUUUUUUUUUUUUUUGGAAUGAACAUCAUGAUAUGUGUCUCAGUUUAAGAAAUGGUAUAGGGCAUUUAAAGUCAGUGCUGAGCCCGGCUCGGUAUCUGAGGACUUUUGCUGUGACAAUUUCACCUUAAAUUCCAUACAUCAGAUUUGAGUUGAAAGUACUGCACUGUACGGGAAACUACAUGUGCUAAACCGAAACCUAGAUGUCUCUUCAAUCUACUGUAGCCUGUAUUGGAAACUGAUUCUUGUGAGCCUACUUCCCUAACCUUUCACUUCCCAUAAGAUGAGGGAUGAGGGGUGAGUCUUCUGUAUGAUUAAAUCAAACACUUUAAGACUCCCCAGCCCCCAUGACACAACCUGAAAGGAUGUUCAGGGGUUGGGGGAGUCAAUAGCCUACUUGUAUUUUUUAAGUUUCUUUUGUGAAAGAUUUUUUAAUGCAUUUUUACUGUAAAAAUACAUGGAAGUGUAUGCAUUCCAUAACCAC
Mus musculus (house mouse) is the source of this 24212-nucleotide messenger RNA. RefSeq names its product membrane associated guanylate kinase, WW and PDZ domain containing 1 (gene Magi1). The coding region runs from base 17644 to 21417 and encodes 1257 amino acids. NCBI's taxonomy places the organism in Eukaryota, Metazoa, Chordata, Mammalia, Rodentia, Muridae. Gene Ontology annotation, cellular component: bicellular tight junction; membrane; nucleus. The record is from RefSeq and is a predicted model, not a curated record. The transcript has 23 exons.